AUGCCAUUGGGAUUGGGGAGAUUAACAAAUCUGCAGACUUUAUCAACUUUCGUUGUGGGAAAUGAUGAACGAAGGAGAUGUUCCUCAUUGAAUGAGUUGAAUAGCCUAAACCAGCUUACAGGUACAAUCUCCAUUCGACGACUUGAAAAUGUGAAAAAUGCUGCUUUGAAGUCCAACCAAGUAAAUCUCAAGGAAAAGAAGCACCUUCACUCCUUGAGAUUGGAAUGGGGAGAUAGCGAUGGUGGAAAUAGUGAGUUGCUGUUGGAUAAUCUACACCCUCACCCGAAAUUGAAAUACUUGGAUGUUCAGCGCUAUGGAGGUUUGAGGUUUUCAAAUUGGCUUUCUUCUAUCACAAAUCUUGUCGAUAUUACUUUAUAUAAAUGUCCAAAAUGUGAGCAUCUGCCGCCGUUGGACAAUCUGCCUCAUUUGGAAUCUCUCUGUCUUAUUCAGUUUGAUUCUCUGGAGUACAUAUCAGAUGAAGAUAAUUUAUUCUCUGCUUUAUCUGCAUCAACAACAACAUUCUUUCCAUCCCUAAAGCUUCUUAACAUUGACUUUUGCCGUAAUCUGAAAGGGUGGUGGAGAACAUGUAUGGAAGCUAAGAUGGUGCCUCAAUUUCCUUGUCUUUCUCGCUUAAUCAUCUCAAAUUGCCCUAACUUGACUUUAAUGCCAACAUUUCCAUCUCUGGACACGGAGCUUUCUCUUUCCUAUGUCAGCAUAAGACCAUUGCAGCGGACAUUGCAGAUGGCUGCAAUGGGUUCUACGUUACCAUCAGCCUCUUCUUCAGUUACUGCUCCUUUUUCAAAAUUAAAGACUUUGUGGUUACAGGGUAUUGAGAAUAUAGCAUCUCUACCUGGUGAGUGGACGCAGAACCUCAGCUUCCUUGAGGAACUAUAUGUGGACUACAAUAUGGAAAUUAGUGAUGAGGAUGAACAUGGGAUAUUUAAAUGGAGAUGUCUUGUUAGUCUCCGACGUCUCACUCUUUCUAAUCUAUCAAAUCUUGUGUCUCUACCAAGGGAGCUUCAAUAUGUUACCACAUUGCAGCGUCUCUCUAUCUGGAGUUGUUCUAAUUUGAGGGCUUUGCCUGAUUGGAUAGGCAACCUCACAGCACUUGAAAAUCUAAAUAUCUAUGACUGCCCUGAAUUGGAAUCGCUAUCAAGAGGAGUGCGUCAAAUCACUACUUUACAACGAUUGAGUAUUAGAGGUUGCCCCCGUUUGUCUGAAAGAUGCGGACACGAUACUGCUGCAGAUUGGCCCAAUAUUUCUCACAUUCCAAAUGUCUGGAUAGAUGGACGUGCUAUUCAAGAGGAGGGCCGAUAUUUAUUAUUACUACUCUGUUCUGUCUUCAUCUUAUCUUCCACAGUUAAUAACUUUGAUUUGGAGGGAAUAGAUGCAAUUGUGAUUUGGACUGCAGGGAAUAGAUGA
Manihot esculenta (cassava) is the source of this 1422-nucleotide messenger RNA. Its product is annotated as putative disease resistance protein RGA4. Bases 1 to 1422 code for a protein of 473 amino acids. The record is from RefSeq and is a predicted model, not a curated record. The transcript has 3 exons. Lineage: Eukaryota; Viridiplantae; Streptophyta; Magnoliopsida; Malpighiales; Euphorbiaceae.